AUUUGAUUAAACUUAUGAAUUUUGGAAGUUUCCCCAAAAAAAUAUAAAUUAUACGAACGUUAAUAUGAAUCUAAUUAAUUACUUGAGGAUGAAUAAUGUACUUGUUGUUUUGGCGUUUUUGCYAUUAUCUUCGACUUCAGUUUACUGUGACGAACAAAAUCCGGGUUCUAUAGUUGCUGUAAAUGUAGACGAUAAAGACAGUCAAGAUGACGAAGCUGCGGUUCAUUCAUUUACCGAUGAGGAAGAUCUUGAAGUAUUUCAGCCAACUUCGGAGUGGCAGGAGCUAAAGCCAGGACAAGCUAUCCCACCAGGUCUACAUGUCCAAGUGGACAUACAAACAGGCAAGAAACAAGCAAAACUAAUGGAUGGCGAUAAUGGAGAGCGUUUUCGUAAUCAUGAAAAGACCAAAUAUUUCAGAAGAGAGAAUSAAGCUAAGCRGGCUAAGCAAAAGUUUGUUCAAAUCGAUAAAAACAUUUUCUCCAAACAAAAGUUGAAAGAUGCUUUGAAGGAUUUUAAGGACAAAUUCCAYGAUGAUAAGCCAGAAAUACCAGAGGAUGCAAAUGCAAUUAAGGACAAGUUUCGAUCAAUAAAAGAGAUACGACAAGAUUUGGAAGAUGCAAAUCUGUUUCCUAAAAAGGACAUUGAAYUUAUCCAAGAAUAUGUUGCAGUUCUUAACAAAAGUACCUCAACAUUGGAUGAAAAGGAGCAUGCAUUAAAUGAGUUAGAAUUCUUUCUUCAUCAGACUGACAAUGCUGUUGAUUUCAAAACAAUUGGAGGUCUUGAGCUUGUUGUGAAAUUACUAAAUAGCUCUGAGGAAGGGCUAGUUAUUAAAGCAGCACAUGUGCUUGGAUCUGCAGCUCAAAGCAACCUUCCUGUUCAGAAAGCUGCUCAAAACUAUGGUGCCAUUCCUUUACUCAUUCGUCUCCUUCCACAAAAACAUACAAUAAACRUUCGACGUAAAGCACUGUUUGCUCUAUCAUCUAUUAUCCGUCUAUAUUCAAAUGCUCAACAAGAGUUUCUCAAGCUGAAUGGACUUGAAUUAUUUCAAAAACUGCUAAAUGAACAUGGUGGUGAUGUGUUGAAAGUCAAAGUUAUAACAUUGACAACUGAUAUUCUUACAGAACAGUUUGAUUAUGUAAGGUACAAAGUACAGAAACAAGAUUCCAAGAACAUUGAAGCAGUUUUGAAACAGAUCCCACUCCUGAAAGCCAUGGUUAAACAAGGAUGGUGUAAAAUGCUGCAAAACCUUCUCAGCACUACYGAGAAUGACACCAGAGAAAAGGUUCUUCAAGCUCUGAAUGUAAUGAUUGUUGGAUGCAAAGAAGAGUUUCAAAUUUCCAAAAUUGAUAAAAGUCUGAACAUACUUCAUACUGAACUACAGAAAAGUAUUAAAGAUGCUGACAGUGAAGAAGGAGAGUAUUUUGUACAUUUAUCACAGCUGGUAGCAGACAUAAGGAGUAAAUUGAAUUAAAUAGACUUUUAAAUGUGAGAUUUAAAAUAUAUCAAUUGCUUUGUUGAGAAGCCACUUAUUACUGCAUAGACGCUCUAACCAGAACUGGUUAGAGUGUCUUGCUGUAAUUUAACCUCAACAAUCAUUGGAAAAAUAAUGGCCUUUGAAAGGUAUAUUUAAUGUACAACUGAAUGCCAAUUUACAUGAUGCAUUUUUACAUGAGACCUGGUGAGACAUUCAAGUAGUUCUAGCUGUAUAGUCAUUUAUACAGCAUGAUUUUAUCAUGUGUGACAAGUUUCAUCAUAUAAAUGAGCCUUUCUAAACAAUAUUAUUUUUAUAAUCAUGACAGAGACAAAUGACAACUUAUGCAACAUGAUUGUUAUUUCAAGGGCAUUAAACCUAUGAAGUAGAUAGUCUGCAAACCAUUGUUUCUUUUGUUCGAGCACAACUAGAUACUUUUGGUUGGUUUAAAUGCCCAGCUCCUAUUUAAAUUGUUAUUAGACCACCAAUAGCAUGGUUUUCACUACCUUGUUCAAUUAUAAAUUUUCAUUAUUUAUUACUUUACAGCUCUUYAUUGUGCACAUUUUUCAUUGUCUGACAUAAUAUGUAAAAUUAGACACUUGAUCCUAAUCAUUAAAACAUGUUGCUGUGUAAGUUACCAUAUCAAAAAAGAAUAUUCAAUUAUGGGAAUUAAUAUAAUAUAAUGAUGAAACAUAAAACCUGUUUUUUUGUAAGGAAGUGUUCCAGCUAAUUUCUCAUAAAGCACGUUGACUGAAUAACUAAUUUGUGCUAUUGACAGGAUGCGUGUUUUGAUAUUGUAUCAGGUUUAUAAAUUCACAUCUUUACCAGCUCCUAUGGAUAAAGUUAUUUUCACUGAUUUCAUUGGCAGAACCAGCUUCCAUAUUUUUUUUUUAGAUUUUGUCUCCUUAUGAUCUGAGUAGAGUCUGUUAUACAACUGUCAUAAUAUAUGGAUGUCCAUAUAUAUGGCUCAUUUAUGGCUCUUGUGUACACAUAGCAGGGUCUCGUGCCCCUAUUUUUAUUUUCAAUCUUAUGUAACAACAUGUUAUUUAUGAAUGCAGUUGCAUAACUCUCACAAAAAUAGCGAAUUGAACUCAUGGCUUAAUAGUUGGGUUUAUGGAAUUUGAAAAUAUGGGGUUAGGCAAUGCAUAGCAAUGGUUUUGAAAUCUAGCUUGUCCUUAAAAAAUUAUUGUUAGUUGAASUUUAUGUCUUUGAAUUUUUUUAUGUUCUUCACAUAAUAGGGACAUGGGAGCCUUGUAUGUGUACAUCAGCCCUAUCUGGAAGUUGUCUAUGACAGAUUAUUCUACCSCAUACAUAUUCAGUCCCAAAGGCUGCAUCCUGAUCCUGGGGCAUUUCUCAAUGGGAUGAAUUUCUAUCAUCUGAUAAUUUUUUUUUAAUAUUAAUGAUUUAAGCAUAAAAUGUUCAUUUUUGCCAGAUUUUAGCAGUCAAGUGAAGUACAAAUAGAUUUUUUUUAACUGCCUGGGUUCCAGCUUUUCAAAACAAAAUUCACAAAAAUGAUAGUUAUAGUCCUGGACCAUCUGGACAUCAGUGCUACUACUGGUUUUCUUUUGCUUAAUUGAGUCAAUUUUUAAUUAAAAAAUCUUGACAACAAAAAUCAGCUGAUGUCAUUUGGGUUCCCUGUGUAUCCAUAAAAUUCCUUUUUAUACUGAAGCUUCUUACCAGUAUUAAGCUUAUGUGUCGAAUCC
This is a messenger RNA of Exaiptasia diaphana, 3174 nucleotides long. Its product is annotated as nucleotide exchange factor SIL1. The coding region runs from base 65 to 1471 and encodes 468 amino acids. The transcript is spliced from 5 exons. The record is from RefSeq and is a predicted model, not a curated record. Lineage: Eukaryota; Metazoa; Cnidaria; Anthozoa; Actiniaria; Aiptasiidae.